Messenger RNA from Drosophila elegans, 1458 nucleotides. It is a transcript of the gene ppk15, whose product is annotated as degenerin del-1. Gene Ontology annotation, molecular function: ligand-gated sodium channel activity. Gene Ontology annotation, biological process: sodium ion transmembrane transport. Bases 1 to 1458 code for a protein of 485 amino acids. Lineage: Eukaryota; Metazoa; Arthropoda; Insecta; Diptera; Drosophilidae. The record is from RefSeq and is a predicted model, not a curated record. Gene Ontology annotation, cellular component: membrane. The transcript has 5 exons.
AUGGGUCGAACCAUAGAUGCGGAUGACUACGGCCGACGCGAGCGUGGAUUAAGCGUCCUGUUCUGGCAGUUCGUAACCCACUUAAAGGAUUACUGUGCCAAUUGCACACUGUCCGGUUUCGCUUACAUUGCAAAUUCCAGGCUGCAUUACACAGAGCGCGUCUUUUGGCUGGCUUGUGUGGUCAUUUCUUCUCUGGGCUGCUAUAUUCUGAUCGUGGACUAUCAACGGGAUUUUCCCUCACGAGCUGUCAGCAUUGUUUACGAGAGUCUGCCACCGUUUUCAACCUGGAAAUUUCCCUCUGUCAGCGUCUGCGAAUGCAUCCACAAGUAUAUACUUGUUAAGAAAUUGGAGCAGUACAUUGGGAGUUUGGGUGGCGACCUGGACGGGGAUUACCCUUACGAUGUGGAGGUCGGCUUAUCGACUAUUCUAUUUCCCCCAACAUACAACGAGGGCUCACUGAAGGGCACGUGCCCUACCGUCAGGAAAUGCCCUACAUGUGCAUUGUGCCCUAAUGGGAACUUUCGUCAAAUCCUUAAUUGGUAUGGAGCCAACUGCUCGGACGUAUUGGUCGAGUGCAAGCUCUCCGGACAGGCCUUCGACUGCUGUCGGUACUUUCGGCCUCUGCUCACGCCCUUUGGCCGCUGCUUUAUGCUCAAUUCGCUGCAGAACAACAACCCAGGCUCGAAACACUGGCUAAACACCGAUUUGGAUCCGGCCUAUCAGGAGGCUAGGCUGGAGUUGAUUAUGAAUAUGGCGGUACAGAUUCAUGUGUUAAAUGCGGAGGAUAUUCCGCACACGGCAUUCGUGCCUCCAGGAGUUCUUCUCACGAUGCCGGGGCAGGGAAAGUUGAUCCAAAUUAACCAGGUGAGAAUAGUAAAUGAUCCGGAUGUCAAGGAGGUCGAGCCAAAGAUCCGCAGCUGCCUUUUCCCGGACGAGAACCCGCCAUCCAGCGUAUACAGGGCCUAUAGCUUUAGCACCUGCAUCACCGAGUGCGCCAGAAAAAUCCAAAUUGAAGCGUGCGGAUGCGCAUCGUUUUUAAUGAAUCCGACGGCCGAUCCACGCUACCCGGACUGCAAUCUUGAAGGUUUCUUGUGCUUGGAGGCAAAUAGUCUGAUGAAGCCGGAUUCUAAGCUGCUAAAGAAUAACAACAAGGGCAAUAAGGAUAGUUGCGGUUGUCUGCCGUCCUGCAACGAUGGCGACAUUCAAGCCAUUUAUGAGGGCCAUUCCACAUUUAACAGGAACACACAGCUUCGCAACGUAACAAUAUCUAUGCCCGCCUUGCCAACAGAUCAAUUUCGGCGACAGGCGAUUCGCACGCGUCUGGACGUGGUGGUCUCCAUGGGCGGCAUGCUGGGACUUUUCCUGGGGGCCAGCAUCCUCAGCGCCAUCGAGUUUGUCUACUAUUUCACGGUGCGACCCCUGACCAACAUGCUGCGGGCACGCUCAGCUCGUGCGUAA